UAUUAGGGCUCCGAACUCAAAACGAACUUCUUCCCGGUUUCCAACCGAUAUUUGCUAAUCCUCGUACCUCGAAGCUCAUUCCAAACGCUUUCUGCAAAAUCAAUAGAUUUUGCUGCAAAAGGAUGUCCUUCAUUGAUGAAUUUGAAACCAAUUUGGAAGUGCUGCCAAAUAUACUACAGAAGAAGUAUGGAUUGAUGCGUGAUCUUGAUAGAAGUUUACAAGAAGUCCAGCGGCAAAAUGAUCAGCGUUGUCAACUAGAAGUAGAGGAUAUGAAGCAACGCAUUAAGAGUGGCAAUAUUGCAUCAGACUCAUCACUUAUAAAGUUCUCAGAUGAUGCAUUGGAUGAACAAAAGCAUGCCAUCAGGAUUGCUGACGAGAAAGUUGCAUUAGCUAUUCAGGCAUAUGAUCUAGUAGAUACUCAUAUUCAACAGCUUGAUCAGUACUUGAAAAAAUUUGAUGAGGAGCUCCGUAGAGUUGCAGAGAGAGAAAAUGCAGUAGCCACAGGUUCAACUACUUCAAAUGUUGACAACAAUGUGAAAUCUGGAAGAUCUGGUGAUAGUAGCAAAGGGGGCCGUAAAAAGACUCGUCUUGCAACAGCAACACCCGCAGCUAACCCAACCGGUAUGGAUUUGGAUCUACCUGUUGAUCCAAAUGAGCCAACAUAUUGCUUCUGCAACCAAGUCAGCUACGGUGAAAUGGUUGCAUGUGACAAUCCAAACUGCAAGAUAGAAUGGUUCCACUAUGGUUGCGUUGGCCUUAAAGAGCAGCCUAAGGGUAAAUGGUACUGUUCUGAUUGUGCUGGAAAGCGCGGGCGUAAGAAAGGCAAGUAAUAAAAGUGUGCGCAGAGAAAUUGUGCCAUUUCAGUUCUUAUUGUCGGUAGACAUGGAGUAACUUUGUGUAUAUUAUUUAUUGCUUCGGUUUUAAUCUCUUUGUUGCUCCCUCUGUAUCUUUAUCUUUAUGGUGUCACAUAAUAUCUGUAAGAGGUUAUGUUAAUGUGUAGUAGUUUUUGUAAGAGAAGGUUUAGUUGAAAACAUGAAAUGAAGCACCCAUAUUUGUAUUAACUAUUGUUGCCCCUAAUGUUGUAUUUGAGUUUUCUCUUAAACCUUCUUAUU
Ipomoea nil (Japanese morning glory) is the source of this 1112-nucleotide messenger RNA. RefSeq names its product PHD finger protein ING1. The record is from RefSeq and is a predicted model, not a curated record. The transcript has 7 exons. Bases 123 to 830 code for a protein of 235 amino acids. NCBI's taxonomy places the organism in Eukaryota, Viridiplantae, Streptophyta, Magnoliopsida, Solanales, Convolvulaceae. Gene Ontology annotation, cellular component: nucleus.